This is a messenger RNA of Fusarium fujikuroi IMI 58289, 645 nucleotides long. RefSeq lists its product as uncharacterized. The coding region runs from base 1 to 645 and encodes 214 amino acids. Lineage: Eukaryota; Fungi; Ascomycota; Sordariomycetes; Hypocreales; Nectriaceae. The record is from RefSeq and is a predicted model, not a curated record. The transcript is spliced from 3 exons.
AUGGAGCAUCCAGUCAAGGAAAUCGGCGGCGUUAUCAAGUCGCUCACUCAGGGCAGCCCUGAUGUCCAAGAGUCGACUCUGAGAGAAUACUUUCUCCCCAAUGCCUCGUUCUCACACCCAUACUGCCGUGUUCCUUCUAUAUCGAAGGGACAAAUCCCCUUGGCGGGAGGUCUUGAGUCUAUUCAGUUGAUACUAGCCAUCUAUCGAUGGUAUCGUACUCUGAGCCCACACAUUGACCUCAAGGUCGAUUCAGCAGCCUUUGAUCAGAAGAGUGGUCUUCUGUAUGUCUCCAUCCGUCAAACAUUCGCGCUCUGGUUCAUCCCUCUGUACAAGGCACCUGUGAAGCUUGUGUCUGUUCUACAGCUUACACAGCUCUCACCAGAGUCAUCAUCAGAGGAUGAGGAAUCAGAAGAUAGCAAGCCGCGUCGGCAAAACCCUCGUUAUUACAUCGCCAGUCAGGAAGAUCUCUAUCCAGUAAACGACUGCAUUCAGUUCUUGUGCCCUGGUCUCGGUCCCUUCUUGUGGACUAUUUGGCAGCUCUACAGCACUUGGCUUUGUGUGAUGGGAUCGCUGUUAUUCUUGCCUGUGUACUUUCUGCUCAACGGUACACCAUCGAAGACGAAGAAGAGAAUUCCCAAGUUUUAG